This is a messenger RNA of Benincasa hispida (wax gourd), 1733 nucleotides long. Lineage: Eukaryota; Viridiplantae; Streptophyta; Magnoliopsida; Cucurbitales; Cucurbitaceae. The record is from RefSeq and is a predicted model, not a curated record.
AAGUCCAACGCAAUUGUUUUUAGCCUCAAUUUUCGUCGGCUGCGAAUCUCUCUCUGUCUCACCAUUUUACUACACCACUCGAACCCGAAAGCUUUUCUGCAAUUUUGGCAUCCUUUCUCCCAUUCGAGGAAGAUUAUUUUUGGAUUCUUGAAGUUUCUUGGCGUUCGUUGAUUUGCCAGUAUCGAAUUUUAAUCGAUGCAAUCGCUUUAUCAGGGUUCGGGCUCAGGCCCUACAUUCGGUCUCUUGUCCUGAUUGUGGUGGAGAAUUCUUUGUAGAAUUUAGGUCGCCGCCUUCUCUAUCUCCGGUUGUUCAUCGGUUUCCAGCUGCUGCGAUGUACCACGAUGAUGCUUCUGACCCAGACCCUUCCUUCGUCCCAAGAUUGCGUCGCAGCGGAAGAAACGGUGAGGAUCGCUCCCCUUUCAAUCGUAUCAUUGUUCUACGUGAUCCCUCGAAUUCGGGUGCUAUUGGUAACAAUGGUAUUGGAGCUGGAGGAAAUUAUGAGAUUUAUUAUGAUGAUGGUACUGGGGCUAGCCUCCGUCCUUUACCUUCUAAUAUAUCCGAGUUCUUGAUGGGAUCGGGGUUCGAUCGCCUUCUCAAUCAAUUGGCGCAGCUGGAGGUGAACGGGGUUGGCCCAUUGGAAAAUCCACCGGCUUCGAAGGCUGCGAUUGAAUCUUUGCCUGUGGUUAAGAUUCUUGCUAGUCAUGUGCCUAUGGAAUCACAUUGUGCGGUUUGUAAGGAACCGUUUGAGCUCGACUCCGAGGCUCGAGAGAUGCCGUGUAAGCAUAUUUACCAUUCGGAUUGUAUACUUCCCUGGCUUUCUAUCCGGAAUUCAUGUCCUGUUUGUCGGCACCAAUUGCCUAGCGACGUGCAUAUCAGUGGCAGGAGCUCCCCUGCUUCUGCGGAAGAAGUUGUUGGACUAACAAUUUGGAGGCUUCCGGGUGGGGGUUUUGCUGUUGGAAGGUUUACUUGGGGCAGGGGAGCUGCGGAACAUGACCUUCCUGUUGUUUACACUGAAAUUGAUGGUGGGUUUAGUACCACCAGUGGUGUUCCUAGGAGGAUUACAUGGGCAUCAAGCGGGAGAAGAUCAAGUGAAAGUGGUGGAUUUCGUCGCAUUUUUCGCAAUUUCUUCUCCUUUUUCAGGAGGUUUAGAAGUUCAUCUCGUCAUUCUGGUUCAGGACAUGGUUUAAUGAGAAGGAGCUUCUCUGCUACCUUAUUCAACAGACGCUCAAGGAGGAAUAAUCAACCUAUAGCGUCAGACACAAACUAUACACUUUCUGCUUAGUUAUACUUAUAGAGAGGUUGAAUUCCCACCCACCCUGUACUCCCUUUAGAAAUUGUGAGUGAUAUUGGACCCAUAACUGUCUUCCUUUGGGUGAUGGGGUAGAUGUACAAUUUUUGUUUUAUUAGAUGUAUAUAGAUACAUCAACUAGAAAUACUGAAUUCGGUAAAUUAAAUGUAGUUGACUGGAGAGUUUUUGACGUGGUGGGACAAAGUAUAUGUAGAGAUAAAGAAGGGAGAGAGUUGUACAAUCUGCCUGUUCGAGGGUUAAUGGCAGUUCAAUUCAAGUAUUUGAUUGUCUUUUGAUGUUUGAUGUUAGAAGGAAAGAGAUGGAUGAAGAGUUCCUGUUGAUGUCUAGUAGGUUCAUUUUUUUUCCUUUUAUGCAAUGUAACAUUGUAACUUCGCUGCAAAGCAGCUCUUAUCCUUAGAAUACGAAGAUCUUCUGUUUUUAGCUA